UGUUGCCAUGGAUAUUAUGUAAACGCUGGCAAUUUUACAUUGUUUCCAGCCGGUGAAGCAGUGAACAGAACGAACGAUCAUGACAGAGAAUCAUCCAAACUCGCUCGCUUUCAUUCCUAGUUAUAUGGAAGUUAAAGGAUCUCUUUUCUUACGAUCUGAUCACAUGGAUUAUGGUAGACCAACUCUUGUGUCGAACUGGCAUCAAGCAAGGGAAGCUGAGCCCAAAGACUAUGACAUCAAAGAUUACCAGCCCGAAAAGAGAAAUCUCCAUAACUCCACAUACCACCGCAUUGGAAAUGUCACAGAUGGGUCUUUACCUGAAACAACCAGUCAUGACCAGAUGGAACAAGCAGUGAAGCUUAAGAGUGACUUUGAAACAAGAGAAACAAGGCGGCAGAUGGUAGACAUGAACACUUUUAACAGUGUUGAUUUCCAAAGAAACACUGGGGCACCUGAGAGAGGAUUUGGUAGUGUACUUCCAAGACAUUCACUUGACCAUGGAAAGAGGUACCUUGACACCACAUACAGAGUGGAUUAUGAUUCUCCGUAUCCAUAUCAAACACAAAAGACUCCUCCUCCAGAGCCCGACCAGUCUGCGCUUUGGCGGAAGUACCACUCCCAGUUUACCGAUGUGGACGACUACAGACGACACGGACCAAACACGUGGCACAAUGAGUCAGGAAUUUACGCUAACACAGCUGUACGAGAACAUGUUUUACAACCUACAAAUCCUAUACCAGAACGGCUUGGCUGAUGUCUGGAGUUACAUAAGAGAUGUUUUGGACUUUUUUUAAUCUUGAUAAGCAAAGUUAGAUUGACAUUCUUUUGCUUUUAAUUUCACGUUUUCCCCUUUUCUAGUUGUAUUGAUAAGCUAAAGAUAUGGUGUAUUUGAUGACCAAAUUUGUUUGAAUUUACAGAUUACUUUGCUCGUU
This is a messenger RNA of Stylophora pistillata, 932 nucleotides long. Its product is annotated as cilia- and flagella-associated protein 95. The record is from RefSeq and is a predicted model, not a curated record. Lineage: Eukaryota; Metazoa; Cnidaria; Anthozoa; Scleractinia; Pocilloporidae. Gene Ontology annotation, cellular component: plasma membrane.